Molecule: messenger RNA, 1764 nt
Organism: Pneumocystis carinii B80
Lineage: Eukaryota; Fungi; Ascomycota; Pneumocystomycetes; Pneumocystales; Pneumocystaceae
Exons: 13
Coding region: 1-1764 (587 amino acids)
Biological process (GO): regulation of Golgi organization
Cellular component (GO): cytosol
Source: RefSeq, a predicted model, not a curated record
AUGAGCAAAAGGAAAUUUCAGCCGAAAAUUUUGGCGCAAUAUGAGAGGAUAUUUUGUAAAACAGGAGAAGAGAUGUUAGAUGAUCAGUUUAUGCAGGAUUUAUAUGUUAUGAGAAGUAAUUUGAAGGAGUUAGAGAGGAUUCUUAAGGGGUUAUCACCGGAUGAUCUUCUUAGACGACAGAAUAAUAUAAGAAAUAUGUUUAAAAAAGGAGUGUUAAUUAUGAGGAAUAUGGAUAUGUUGAGAGUGGGGAAUGUACUUGAUACGCUUAAAGUGUUUUUGAGGGUGAUUCUUCAAAAGAAAUAUAAUAAUUUUACAUUGGAUGUUGUCCAUAUAAUAUCAGGACUUGAUAAUAUAGAGAAAAUUUUUAUGGAUUUUGUUAUAUCAUUAGAAGGAAUGAUUCAAAAGGAAACAAAUGUUAUACUUAGAACAAAGGCAUUGAAUCUUUCAUUAUGUACAGUAUGUCAUGGAUUUAACUCAGAUAUUAUAUCAUAUUUUCAGUAUAAGGAUUUUUUUCCAUCAAUUAUAAAGUAUAUUACAGAUCCUAAUACAUUUUCAAGUGCUUUUUUGGCAUUUCUUUUUCUUGGUGUUUUAGCUAAUAACAAAAAAUUUGAAUCACAGAAUCUUUAUCAAACACGACUAAGUGAUUUUGUUGAUAAUAAUGCUAUGGAACUGAUCAUUGAUAUUAUUUCAAGAAUUUGUAUUGAAUGUAAAAGUGAAUAUAUAUAUCUUCAAAACAAUGAAUCAGAUAAUAUCUGGAAUAUUACAAAUUUAUUAACAUAUUUUAAUGAUAUAUUCUUUAGUUCGAAUAGUCAUAAAUCAACAUCAUUGGAUACUAGUAUUAUUAUCUCUGAAGAUGGGUUUUCUAAAUUGCCAAGCUGUAAGGCUGCUAUAUUGCUGCCUAUAUAUGAUUUUAUAAAUGUGAAUAAGGCAUUUUGCUAUAUAUUUAUUACUUUCAAAUCAUCAACAAGUGAUUCAGAAGCAGAGUCUCCAUUUUCACAAUUUAUUUCAUUUACUUCAUAUUUAUUAGAAUAUCAAUCUCAAUCAUUAAGAGCUAGUCAUUAUGCAAGACUUGCACUUUUGAUUAUUUAUAUUCUAAUUGAUGAUGAUGGAUGCUUUGAUGCACUUGUAAGAGAUACUAAUAGUUCGGUUGUUUAUUUAUGUCGACAAAAACAACCACUUCUUCCAUUGAUAAAGAGCAAAAGAAUACUUUUAUUAGCAAUUCUUGAUGCUUUAAUUUCAAGUUUAGAUCAUAACUUGAAAAGAAAUCUGGAUAUAGAAAAAUACAUUCUUCAAGUUAAAAUACUAUUAAAUAUUAUCAGUUCUCUUGAAAAAAGGAAAUGCAGACUAGAAUACCAUUGGAAAGAGGUUUGGAAAUUUUUAAUGCAUUUCAUUAUAUUUCUAUCAGCAAAUGCAGAGAUUCUUAAGCAAAGUUCUCAUAUUGAAGAGUUAAUUUCGAUUUUAUUUAAUCUUGUCUCUUUAUGUAUAACACGAGGAGAAAAUUUCCUUCUAGAAUUCAAGGAUUUUGAAGAUCUAAUAUAUAAAUUAAUCCAGAAUGGAGAUAUCAUCAGAAAUUUUAUAAAAAUCUAUAAAGUAAACGUACCAUCAGCUAAAACCAUUCAUUUAGUUUCUGAAUAUUAUGAAAACCUUUUAAAUAAAUACAAAUCUCACGAACUUUCUUCAAAAAAAGUUAUGGAUAUUAUUAAAGAAGGAUAUGGAUCAUUUGAUUUGAAUUUAAUAGAAAACAAAGAAACGAGUUUUCCUUAA